Molecule: messenger RNA, 3165 nt
Organism: Rhizoctonia solani
Lineage: Eukaryota; Fungi; Basidiomycota; Agaricomycetes; Cantharellales; Ceratobasidiaceae
Product: glycosyltransferase family 8 protein
Exons: 7
Coding region: 1-3165 (1054 amino acids)
Cellular component (GO): cytoplasm
Molecular function (GO): glycosyltransferase activity
Source: RefSeq, a predicted model, not a curated record
AUGACUUCAACCUCGAGUCUGCCGCGUACAGCGGCUGAUCACGCAUUUGUGACACUCAUUACAUCAGACUCGUAUCUCCCAGGAGCAUUGGCUCAGUCCGCUGCUCUGAAUGACCUCCAUCCUACUCGACGAGGCGGCCAGUUCCCGUCGGGAGUCGGCCUAGAAGAAGAGACAGACCCGGUUCCCUUUACUACCGUUUGUCUGGUGACUCCCGAGACUGUUGCAGUCGAAACGAUUAAGCAAUUGCGUCGAACAUUCGACCUUGUUAUUGGUCGACCUGACCUCCACCAGACGUUCACCAAGCUUCAUAUUUUGCGGCUCGCUCAAUUCGCUUCGCUUGUGUUUCUAGAUGCCGACGUUCUCCCUCUGCGACCUAUGUCCCACUUGCUUAACAUGGUUUCGUCUUGGCCAGAUGAAUAUUUUGAAGGCGAUAGCGGAGACAAGACGCCGACGGCGACGAACCCGGGAGAUAUUGUAACCCUCAAUGCAUCGACAGUAACCAAACGUAAUCCCCAUAGGCUUCAAAAUCCUGCUUACCCAUGCCCCAUUAGUGCGGCGCCAGACAGCGGAUGGCCCGAUAUCUUCAACUCGGGCGUGAUCGUUCUGGCACCCCCAGGAGAGCGUGGUUUCAAGCAGGCAAUGAAUCAAAGGAGUUGGGAUGGUGGUGAUCAAGGAACCCUCAACGAGUGGGCUGGAAAUCAAGCAGGACUUUCAGUUGGCCAAGGAUCUGGGGGUCCUGGUUGGAAUCGAUUGAGUUUCAAAUAUAAUGUUACUCCAACUGCGGCGUAUACAUAUGCCCCGGCGUAUGCAAAGUUUGGAUCGGGCAUACAUGCAGUCCACUUCAUCGGAGGCGCCAAGCCUUGGAGGGCAACUUAUGAAAUUGGUGCCUACAGCCUCACGGCCAAGGGCUCAACCCCUCAAUGGAGAGAAUCGGCCUAUUCCUAUUAUCUUUUGAUAGAUCGUUGGUACGCAGUAUACGAUGCGCACUUCCGUUCAACGGGUACGGAUGGUCCCAAAAGUGAAUUUGAAGUACAAAAAUAUGAAAGCGCAUGGGAAGGAGGUAAGGGGGCCCCGGAGUUUACCGCAUAUGAUGGUGGUGUCGAUUCGGGCGCUACCAAACCACCGACUGAUCAACCGAACCAGUACCCACAUGUCAUCCCGCCGCAUACCUAUCACGUUACAGUAGCUUCCAGCUCGUCCGAGGGACCAUCUUCGGCUUCCCAGCCAGCUUCUCUUGAGGAACUUCGUCGUCUGGCCCUUCAUGGGCUCGGACAUGCAGGAGUAGUGCGUGCUGGUGAAGGAUCUUACAUCAGCUUGCCAAUGGAAGGACGCUUCACACUGAUGCGCCCACCCCCUCCGCCGCCUCCGCCGGAGCCCGAACCCUUUUACGCACCUCCCGAGGCUCAUCAUCAUCAUCAUCACCAAGAAGAGCCCUAUCAUGCCCCACCACCACCUCAAGAGCACCACCACGAACAUCAUCACGAACACCAUCAAGAACAUCAUCAAGAACACCAUCACGAACAUCACCACGAACAUCACGAGCACCAUGGGCACCAUGAUAACCAAGGGCAUCAAGAACACCAUGGGCAUCACGAGCAUCACGAGCAUCACGAGCAUCACGAGCACCAUGAGCAUCAUGGACAUCAUGAACACCACGAACAUCAUGAGCAUCAUGGACACCACGAACACCACGAACAUCAUGAGCAGCACCAACAUCACGAACAUCACCAUCACCACCACGAGCCCCCUCAUCGCCCCCCCUCGCCACCUAUGAUUGUAUGGAACCCUGCAUAUGAGCCACCCCCUACCACAGCACCUUCUCACCCUGAACAUUUCCCGGCUAAUACCUGGUACGAAAACCAAUGGGAUAUACCUGCCACCAAGAAUUAUCAUCAUGGUGACGAACACGUCCAGGCCCCAGAGCAAUUCUUCCAGCCUCCCGAGCCUGAACAGUACAUCCCGCCGGUACUCAUUGAUCAAGGAGAUUAUUCCGAUCUUACGACCAAUGGGUAUCAGCCUGAUGAGACCCGUAUCAAAAGCGUAUUUCCAUGGGAGGAGGUUGAACGCCCUCCACCGACACGAGUCUUCCCAGACAGUAAACCACCACGCGUUACUCCGAAAGUCAAGGAAGAGCCCGUGGCCCCUGUCCCACUUCUGCCCGAGAGGCCCCCGUCGCCUCCGCGCGUAUUGGGUUCGGCGUACUAUAACGCAUGGGACGAUAUACCCAGUAUUCAGCGUUAUGCUGCUCGCCUCACCGGCGCAAAAUUGUCCCCUCCCGCCGCGCCCGUGGCACCCGUUGAUGCAGCUCCUGUAUCUUCAGCUCCUCAGAAAGAAUGGUCUUGGGAACGCGAUCGUGGAGAUAGUGGAGAUGCGUCGAGCAGAGAUGGCGAUGAUGAAGAUGAUGAGUCUGAAUCUGAAUCUGAGAAGGAAGGUACCCCCAAGGCUUCGACGACACCCACUGUCAGUAACGGGAAGUCUAUAACUAAACCCAAGUCGCCUCCUUCCGGGUCUAUUUCUAGCUCGGAAUCGGAGCCGAUUGAACGGUCGACACUGGAUCAUCUACAACAGCUCCGCCUGAACAAGCCAACCGCCUCAACCAGUACAGCCAGUGCAACCGGUACAACCGGGUUUGAGCUAUAUUUGUCCGAGAAGCGAAAAGAUCAAGGUGCGCAGGAAGGUCCUAAGGACAUUCGUGAACGACUUGCUAUGCCCUUUGGGAGAUUCACUGCUCCUAUUUAUGCGUCCGGGAACGAGGCCCAGUUGCCAGUGCUUCUUCAGAUUCCCGUAUCUGAUAAGCUUCAAAUCAUCGGAGAUGUUGGAAACGUGCUGCCUUUCCUGGCUGAGCCAUCGUUUGAAUCCUCGCACCCGCGCCGUACCUCCUCGACUGCCGUACCUUUCUCAGUUGUCGCCACUCUAGGCACUACGCUGGAGGUUCUAUCCCAUACACGAAAUGACUCGGACUCAUCCGACGGCGAAUUCACUGAUGACUCGUCAUCUACAGCAUCUGCCGGGCCUUCUUCGCCCUAUGAAUACGAUCCUAAUGGCGUGCCCACUCCCUUGCGAGCCUGGGAUGAAGCCCGAAGUGUCGAUGCGUUCAAGCGAGACUCUCAUGAAGCCUUGGCAAGAUUCCUGAGGAAAGGUUCUUGGGGAGGAGGAUCCUCUUGA